Messenger RNA from Biomphalaria glabrata, 1134 nucleotides. RefSeq names its product anaphase-promoting complex subunit 13-like. Gene Ontology annotation, biological process: protein K11-linked ubiquitination. The record is from RefSeq and is a predicted model, not a curated record. The transcript has 3 exons. The coding region runs from base 115 to 342 and encodes 75 amino acids. Gene Ontology annotation, cellular component: anaphase-promoting complex. NCBI's taxonomy places the organism in Eukaryota, Metazoa, Mollusca, Gastropoda, Planorbidae.
AGGGACAGCACUGUCGAUUAAAAAGUUGGUAAACCAAAAAGUUUUUAUUGAAAAAGUCGGAGAAAGAGAAAGUCAGCGAAGAGCCUGUUUAAUUAGCGGUUGUACCGCAUUACAAUGGAUAGCUCAUAUCAGCGGGAUGGCUACCUCAUGGAUAUGAUUGAUGAAAAGUGGAGAUCUGAUGAACUACCAAUGGAAGAUAUUCGGGUCCCCAUAGCAGCAAGACCUGAGCCAGAGCAAGACAAUGGGCCAAGUGCUGAAAGCUUGCAGGAACAAGAGCAGAAAUGGCUAGAUCUGGCUUUAUCUUCACUAAACGGACUUCCUCCUACUUCUACACAAAGCUGAUAAAACUAAUCUUGACCAAAACAGAUUUGAAAUUGACUGCAAUAUUAAUAUCACAAAAAAUAUUUUUCAUUAUAUACUCAAUAGGUAAAAACAAUCUUUUCUUGUAAGGAAUGUUGCUGUUUGUUAAUUCUGAUUAUAAAUGUUUAUUAUUAUUUAAAUACACAUACUGAUUAUCAGUUGUAAAUAUGUAGGCUAAUCAUGCAAUAUUGUCAAUAACCAUUUUUUUAAGCAAUUUUUUUUUAUAUUCUAUAUUAGGCAUAAAGACACAUUUCAAUUUUUUACUCAGCAGUCAAAUAUUAUCAGCCAAUAUGAAACAUAUCUCUAUUUGCCAAAAAUUGACAUGAAAAAAAUCAGAACUUCUACCUAUUCUAAAGAUUAAUCAAAUAAUAUUCUUUAAAACUGUGUAAAUUUAAACUUUUUAAAAUCAAAUUUGCAUUAUUCCAGUUAAAAAUAUGAACAUAUACAUUGUAAUGGAAUGAAUGAAAAUAUUGUAUGAUGAAUGCAAUUAAAAUUCUUUAAGUUAAAAAAUGUAUGUAAUGUUUUUUAAAAUUUUACACUACACAAUCCAAAUUUUGAGUCCUUUUUGAGAGAUAAGCAUGGUCAUUAUUUUUAUGGCAUUCAUAAUCAGUGUUUGUAUAGUGAAAUAGUAGUGGAAGAUUGACUUUGAUGUGAAAUCAGACUUGAAAGAUUUUUUUUUGUGUUUUAACACCUAUUUAUGUAAAUUUACUGUGAUGAAAUGAAUGUGUUAGGUUAAAAAAUGGCAUAUGAUUAAAAGACAUUGAUGGAUGGCUA